UUAUGACACUCGACUAAACAUGUCUGCAGAAAAAGAAGCACCUUCUGUUGCCAACUCGUGAAUGCUUGUACAACACGUCUUGAAGACAGCGCCGAGAGGCUAAGCAGCCCCUGAGAAAGUCUCACCUUUACACCCCGGGAACACUGAGCAGGUUAACCCAGAGGCCACCAGAAUGCCCGUUAACGACCCCGAGAGCAUACUGAGCUAUCAGAGGCCAGAUGAGGAGGUGGUGGUGGAUCAGGGAGGUACCAGCUCGAUACUGAACAUCCACUAUGAGAAGGAGGAACUAGAGGGACACAGGACUCUGUUUGUUGGGGUUCGGAUGCCCCGGCAGAGUCAUCGUCACCACAAGGCCCACGGCUCUCGCCAUCGCAAGAGAGACAGACGAGCUGGAAGCAUCGCUACACAACAAAGCGAGGAAACUGAGACAACUGCCUCCAGUCAUGACACACCUUCCCAGAGGGUUCAGUUCAUUCUGGGCACAGAGGAGGACGCUGAACAUGUGGCCCAUGAGCUGUUCACUGAGCUGGACGAGAUCUGUGUGAAAGAUGGCAAGGAUGCUGAGUGGAAGGAAACAGCCAGGUGGUUGAAGUUUGAGGAGGACGUGGAGGAUGGUGGGGAAAGGUGGAGCAAGCCAUACGUCGCCACUCUCUCUCUUCACAGCCUGUUUGAGCUCCGCAGCUGUAUUAUCAAUGGCAGCGUGCUGCUUGACAUGCAUGCUGACUCCAUUGAAGAGAUUGCAGACAUGGUGCUGGACCACCAGGAGGCAUCCCAUGAGCUGGAUGACAGUGUUAGGGUAAGGGUGCGUGAGGCUCUUCUGAAGAGACACCACCAUCAGAACGAGAAGAAGAAGAACCUAAUCCCCAUUGUACGCUCCAUCGCAGAGGGAACACGCAAACAGUCAGAGCCUCACCUGGCAGGGCCAGCAACAUCUCCCCAACCUCCAGCAGCCACAGAGCCAGCUAAAAAUGGUGGUGCGCAGGACAGCACCCAGGUGGACCUCAGCAAGGUGGACAUGCACUUCAUGAAGAAAAUUCCAGAAGGUGCUGAAGCCUCUAAUGUUCUGGUGGGAGAGCUGGACUUCCUGGAGAGGCCAAUCGUGGCGUUUGUCCGCCUGUCCCCUGCUGUCCUGCUCACGGGGCUCACUGAGGUCCCCAUUCCCACGAGGUUUCUCUUCAUUCUCCUGGGCCCUGAUGGGAAGGCUCAGCAAUACCACGAGAUAGGGCGUUCUAUGGCCACCAUUAUGACAGAUGAAAUCUUCCAUGAUGUGGCUUACAAGGCAAAGGACAGAAGUGACCUGCUGGCUGGGAUAGACGAGUUCCUGGAUCAGGUGACGGUAUUACCACCUGGAGAGUGGGACCCCUCCAUUCGUAUUGAGCCCCCAAAAAAUGUCCCCUCACAGGAGAAGAGAAAGAUGCCUGGAGUCCCUAAUGGCACAGCCUACCAGGUGGAGGAAGAGCUGCAUGCAGAGCACCAUGGGCCAGAGCUGCAGAGAACUGGAAGGUUGUUUGGUGGUCUAAUCCUGGACAUCAAGAGAAAAGCUCCAUAUUAUCUGAGUGACUUUAAGGACGGUAUGAGCCUCCAGUGUGUGGCCUCCUUCCUCUUCCUCUACUGUGCCUGCAUGUCCCCUGUCAUCACAUUUGGAGGGCUGCUGGGGGAGGCGACUGAGGGACGCAUUAGUGCCAUAGAGUCCUUACUAGGUGCUUCUAUGACUGGAGUGGCAUACUCUCUAUUUGCUGGCCAGCCUCUCACCAUUCUGGGCAGCACAGGUCCUGUUCUUGUUUUUGAGAAAAUCCUCUUCAAGUUCUGCAAGGAUUACAACCUGUCCUAUCUCUCUCUGAGGACUUGCAUCGGCCUGUGGACUGCUCUGCUGUGUUUGGUGCUUGUAGCCACAGAUGCUAGCUCUUUGGUGUGCUACAUCACUCGGUUCACAGAGGAGGCAUUUGCUGCCCUCAUCUGCCUCAUCUUCAUCUAUGAGGCCUUGGAGAAGCUCUUUCAUCUGGGGGAAGUGUACCCUUACAAUGCACACAGUGACUUGGACAAACUCACCCUGGCUUUCUGUAAGUGUGCAGAGCCUGAUAGUCCCAGUAACAAAACCUUAGAACUGUGGAGUGAAAAAAAUAUCACAGCCUCUGCCGUACCGUGGGCCAACCUCACUGUCAAGGAGUGCAUCAAUCUGCAGGGCCAUUUCAUUGGGACAUCUUGUGGCCACCAUGGCCCCUACACCCCAGAUGUUCUCUUCUGGUCCACCAUUUUGUUCUUCUCCACCUUCUUCAUGUCUGCCUUCCUUAAACAGUUUAAGACAAGUCGUUAUUUUCCCACCAAGGUGCGCUCCAUGAUCAGUGACUUUGCAGUGUUCCUCACCAUUGCCGUCAUGGUUCUGCUUGACUAUGCAAUUGGAGUGCCCUCUCAGAAGCUGAAAGUACCCAGCAAAUUCAAGCCAACAAGAGACGAUAGAGGAUGGCUCAUCAAUCCAAUAGGGCGUAACCCGUGGUGGACAGUCCUGGCUGCAUCCAUUCCUGCACUUCUCUGCACAAUUCUUAUUUUUAUGGACCAACAGAUUACUGCGGUCAUCAUCAACCGCAAAGAGCACAAACUACUGAAAGGCUGUGGGUACCAUCUGGACCUGCUGAUGGUCGGGGUGAUGCUGGCUGUGUGCUCCAUCAUGGGUCUGCCCUGGUUUGUCGCAGCAACAGUCCUGUCAAUUUCCCAUGUCAAUAGCCUGAAGCUGGAGUCAGAGAGCUCUGCUCCGGGAGAACAGCCGCGCUUCCUGGGCAUUAGAGAACAGAGGUUCACCGGCCUGGUCAUCUUCCUGCUCAUGGGCUGCUCUGUUUUUAUGACUGGAGCCCUGCAGUUCAUUCCUAUGCCAGUGCUGUAUGGUGUUUUUCUGUAUAUGGGAGUCUCUUCGUUGAAAGGCAUCCAGUUCUUUGACCGUCUGAAGUUGUUCGGCAUGCCGGCUAAGCACCAGCCAGACUUUAUCUACCUGCGCCACGUCCCUUUAAGGAAGGUGCACCUCUUCACUGUCACCCAGCUCACCUGUCUGGUACUGCUCUGGGUCAUUAAGACGUCACCUGCAGCCAUUGUUUUCCCCAUGAUGGUGUUAGCUCUGGUUUUCGUCCGCAAGCUGCUGGACUUUUGCUUCUCUAAACGAGAGCUAAGUUACCUGGAUGAUUUGAUGCCUGAGUGGAAGAAGAAAAACCUUGAUGACGCCUCCAAAAAGAUAGAAGAGGAAUCACAGGUUAUGCUCAGUGCCAAGACGGAUGAUGCAACUUCUGUUCAGAUUCCCAUGGAGAGCAGCAAGCCUGGUCAGACUUCAAAAGCACAUGACCCCAGGUGCGACCCUUCUGAUAUUAAUAUAUCUGAUGAAAUGUCUAAAACCACCGUGUGGAAAUCCCUAAACUCCAAUCAAAAGGACACUCGUCCUGUGGCUGCUAAGAAGGAUUGA
Messenger RNA from Cheilinus undulatus (humphead wrasse), 3445 nucleotides. RefSeq names its product solute carrier family 4 member 8 (gene slc4a8). Gene Ontology annotation, biological process: transmembrane transport; bicarbonate transport; monoatomic anion transport. Gene Ontology annotation, molecular function: solute:inorganic anion antiporter activity; monoatomic anion transmembrane transporter activity; sodium:bicarbonate symporter activity. The transcript is spliced from 25 exons. The record is from RefSeq and is a predicted model, not a curated record. Lineage: Eukaryota; Metazoa; Chordata; Actinopteri; Labriformes; Labridae. Gene Ontology annotation, cellular component: plasma membrane. The coding region runs from base 173 to 3445 and encodes 1090 amino acids.